Molecule: messenger RNA, 1443 nt
Organism: Formica exsecta
Lineage: Eukaryota; Metazoa; Arthropoda; Insecta; Hymenoptera; Formicidae
Gene: Spt-I
Product: serine palmitoyltransferase 1
Exons: 2
Coding region: 1-1416 (471 amino acids)
Biological process (GO): ceramide biosynthetic process; sphingosine biosynthetic process
Cellular component (GO): endoplasmic reticulum
Molecular function (GO): serine C-palmitoyltransferase activity; pyridoxal phosphate binding
Source: RefSeq, a predicted model, not a curated record
AUGAGCACAAAGUUUCUAUUUGUUGAAUCGGUGGAGAUUUUGCGGAGUACCUUACCGCAUUAUCACACCUUUUUGGAAGUGAUUUUAGUGAUUUGGCUAGCUUGGUUUAUUUCUAAAAGGCGAAGUAACAGUCAUAACUCAAUACCAUCAAAAGAAUUAGUGGAACGUAAAUUAGCAGAAUAUCAACCAGAAUCUCUAGUACCAAAACCACUGAAAGAACAUCCCUCGCUAAAUCCUAAAUAUAUCACUUCUAAAGUUGGAAAACGAAUAACAGUCAACGGUAAAGAUUGUCUCAAUUUGGGUACACAUAAUUAUUUGGGUUUAAGUGACAGUGCAGAAAUACUAGAGAGUGCAGUAACAGCUAUAAAGAAAUAUGGCGUUGGCUCUUGUGGACCACGAGGUUUUUAUGGAACUGUCGAUGUACAUCUUGAAUUAGAGGAACGCUUGGCUAAUUUUAUGAACGUAGAGGAAGCUAUUAUUUAUUCCUAUGGAUUUGCUACUAUAGCAUCUGCGAUUCCAGCUUACUGUAAACGUAAUGACUUGAUAUUCGUAGAUGAUCAAGUAAAUUUUGCAAUCCAAAAAGGAUUAGAUGCAUCUCGUGGAAAUAUCCAAUAUUUUAAGCACAAUAAUGUUCAAGAUUUACAUAAUCUUUUAAUGAAACAAAUGGAAGCAAAUAAACAAUAUCCUAAAAAAGCUGCAAAAGCUAAACGUUUCCUGAUCAUAGAAGGCAUCUAUAUGAAUACAGGAAACAUAUGUCCCUUGCCAGAAUUAUUAGAUCUUUGCAAAAAAUAUAAAUUGAGAGUUUUUAUUGACGAAUCGAUAUCAUUUGGUACCAUUGGUUUACAUGGAAAAGGUGUUACUGAAUAUUUUAAUAUUCCUAGAAAUCAGAUAGAUAUGAUAAUGGGAUCUUUAGAAGGAGCUGUAGGAACUAUUGGAGGUUUUUGUGUGGGAACAUCGUUUGUUAUUGAUCAUCAACGCUUAUCUGGACUUGGUUAUUGUUUCUCAGCAUCUCAGCCACCUCUUUUGGCAUCUGCUGCUAUCACUUCUUUAGAUAUCAUGGAAAAUAAUUUACAAAUAUUUCAAUUAUUGAAAGAUAAUGCCUUAGCAAUAGAUAGUGGUCUUAAAGAAAUAUCAAUGUUAGAGUGCUCAAGUUUUGCAGAAUCACCUUUGAAGCACAUAUAUUUAAAAAAAAAGAAAGAUCGUGCCAUUGAAGAGCAAUUACUAUUGGCAAUAUCUAAUAAAUGUGUAGAAAAUAAUUUGGCAGUUAUACUUCCUGCUUAUUUGGAAGUGGAAAAAGUUUUACCUAGACCUAGUCUUAGAAUUAGUAUAUCUGCUAAUUUGAAUAAAAGCGAUAUUAAUUCUGCAUUAAAUAUUUUGAAAAAAUGUACAGAGGAAAUUUUGUCAUUUUAUGAUUGAGAGAGAAACAAAUAAAUCGUAAAGAAA